AUGCCCGGGCCUCUUAUCAUUGCAGAUUGGGGGGACCGGCUAAACAUACAUGUUACUAACAACCUUCCCGUCAAUGGAACCGCGAUCCAUUGGCAUGGCAUUCGUCAGCUCAACUCCGUUGCUGCGGAUGGUGUUCCAGGUAUCACGCAGUGUCCUAUCGCUCCUGGAACCUCCCUCACAUACAGCUUCCACUUGACGCAGUACGGCUCAACCUGGUACCACAGCCAUCUGUCGUUGCAAUAUGGCUUAGGCCUCUUUGGCCCCAUGAUCAUCAAUGGACCAGCAACGGCAGACUACGAUGAGGACCUCGGAGCACUGUUCCUCCAGGAUUGGGGACACAAAACAGCCUUUGCGCUCUGGGACACAGCAAAGCAAGGAGCCCCGCCGACCAUGGAGAAUGGUCUUAUAAAUGGCUGCACAGGCACAAUCGGGAAGAAGUUUGAGACUGUGUUCCAAGCAGGAAAGAAAUACCGUAUACGGCUUGUCAACGUUGCCACUGAUGGGCAUUUCCAAUUCAGCAUCGACGGCCACUCGCUCACCGUAAUAGCUAACGACCUCGUGCCCAUCCGGCCAUAUACCGCUGAUUCCGUUCUCCUGACUAUGGGACAGCGGUACGAUGUUAUCGUUGAGGCGAAUGCAACCCCAGGUGAUUACUGGCUCCGAGGCAAAUGGGUCGACGCAUGCAUGACGAACGGCAACUCCGACGGCAUAACAGGCAUCGUGCGCUACGAUAAUAGCAGCACGGCGUCCCCAACCAGCAACUCCACUGUGACCACGGCCUCCAGCUGCGAGGAUGAGCCAUACACCAGCCUCGUGCCGCAUGUGGCCAUGGACGUUGGCGCAGUGACACAAACGGCCACGGAGAACCUGAACUUCAAGUUCGACACGUACUUCAAGUGGACGCUCAACGACUCCACCCUGCUGCUCGACUGGGCGAGCCCGACGCUCCCCAACGUCUUGGCCGGGAACAACACCUUCCCGGCCGACUACAACGUCGUCUCAGUCAACGGGACCUCCUCGGACUGGGCUAUGCUCGUGAUCCAGGACAAGACCGGCUUCGGCCUCUUCCACCCGAUCCACCUUCACGGCCACGACUUCUGGAUCGUCGCCCAAGCUGCUGGAACGUUUGACCCGGCUACGACGAAUCUCACUACCACCAAUCCGCCUCGUCGCGACGUCGCGACCCUCCCUGGCAAUGGUUAUCUCGCUAUAGCUUUCAAGCUGGAUAACCCAGGCACUUGGUUGGCGCACUGCCACAUCGCAUGGCACGCGUCCGGUGGAUUCGCGCUCGAGUUCGUGGAGCGGGAGGGCGAGAUCACCGGAAACUUGCGAAACGGAGACCAGGCCACUUUACAGAACACGUGCCAGGCAUGGGGUGCGUUCAACCAGGUCGUUCGGCAGGACGAUUCGGGAAUUUGA
Messenger RNA from Diaporthe amygdali, 1419 nucleotides. RefSeq names its product laccase. The transcript has 4 exons. The coding region runs from base 1 to 1419 and encodes 472 amino acids. NCBI's taxonomy places the organism in Eukaryota, Fungi, Ascomycota, Sordariomycetes, Diaporthales, Diaporthaceae. Gene Ontology annotation, molecular function: copper ion binding; oxidoreductase activity. The record is from RefSeq and is a predicted model, not a curated record.